This is a messenger RNA of Pollicipes pollicipes, 1381 nucleotides long. Its product is annotated as (Lyso)-N-acylphosphatidylethanolamine lipase-like. Gene Ontology annotation, molecular function: lysophosphatidic acid acyltransferase activity; carboxylic ester hydrolase activity. NCBI's taxonomy places the organism in Eukaryota, Metazoa, Arthropoda, Thecostraca, Pollicipedomorpha, Pollicipedidae. Gene Ontology annotation, cellular component: mitochondrion; lipid droplet. Gene Ontology annotation, biological process: lipid homeostasis; phosphatidic acid biosynthetic process. The record is from RefSeq and is a predicted model, not a curated record.
AACAAAACUCAUGCUGGAUCGGAUUCUGCCGUUCAUCUCGAAGUGGUUCUUCCCUCGUCCCGCGAGCGUGAUGGAGGUCGAGCAGCCGCCGCCCGAGCAGCCGGGCGAGAAGCUGGCGCACAACCGCCGCGGGACCGACGAGGCGCUGACCGAACACGACAUCAUGGAGAUGGCCGAGCGGAAGAUUGAGGAGGAGCACGGCAGCUGGCUGCCUGGAGUCAUCCGCUGGAACCCCACCUCCUUCAAGCACCUGCGGGAGGCAGAGAGGAACAUCUUGCAAUUCGUGAGCACGCCGCACCGCGCCUUCUACGUGGACAUCGGCCCGGUGGUGGGGCGCCACUCCAACAAGCUGUGGACAGUGGCCUUCAACGAGGCGUCGCCGGAGACGCCGCUGGUGAUGGUGCACGGCUUCGCUUCGGGCGUCGGCCUCUGGUGCCUCAACUACGACGCGCUCGCCGCCGACCGGCCCGUCUACGCCUUCGACAGCCUGGGGUUCGGCCGCUCCUCCAGGCCCACGUUCAGCAAGGAGGCGGACGAGGUUGAGCUGCAGUUUGUCAAGGCGAUCGAGGCGUGGCGCCGCGAGAUGAACAUCGACCGCAUGAUCCUGCUGGGCCACUCGCUCGGCGGCUACCUGAGCUGCGCCUACGCGCUGCGUCACCCUGAGCGGCUGGAGCACCUGGUGCUGGCGGACCCGUGGGGCUUCUCCGAACGGAUCUCCAACCAGGCGCACCGGCCGCAGAUCCCGCUGUGGGUGCGCGCCGUGCUGGCCGCCGUGAAGGUCAUGAACCCGCUGUCUGUGCUGCGCCUGGGCGGACCCUGGGGUUCGACGUUGAUCGCCAAGGCGCGGCCCGACCUGAUGAAGAAGUUCUCCUCGCUGGUCAACAGUCCGCCCGGCACCAACUACAUGGCCAACUACAUCUACCACUGCAACGCCCAGACCCCCAGCGGGGAGGUGGCCUUCCACACGCUGAGCUGUGACCUGGGCUGGGCGCGCAACCCGAUGAUCCGGCGCGUGCGGCGCGUCGACGCGUCGGUGCCGAUGACGGCCAUCUACGGCUCGCGCUCCUGGAUCGACGACUGCGGCCAGAAGAUCCGCGGCGAGCGCCCCAACAGCUACGUGGAUGUGGAGACGAUCCUGGGCGCGUCACACCACGUGUACGCCGACCGGCCGGAGGCGUUCAACGAGCUGGUGCUGGGGGCCUGCGGCUUCUCCCGACGCCGGCUGGAGGCCGAGGGCGCGCCGGCCGGCUUCUUCCUGCGCGGCGACGACGAGGAGGGGGGUUUGCCGAUGCCCGUGCGUGAAGGUAGCGGUGUCGACGGCGGCGGCACAGGCAAGCCCAACUCAGGGCAACCGUGGAGGCGUGUACCCAGUGAGGCGUGA